Mangifera indica (mango) is the source of this 3203-nucleotide messenger RNA. RefSeq names its product receptor-like protein 7. NCBI's taxonomy places the organism in Eukaryota, Viridiplantae, Streptophyta, Magnoliopsida, Sapindales, Anacardiaceae. Gene Ontology annotation, molecular function: protein binding. The coding region runs from base 178 to 2931 and encodes 917 amino acids. The record is from RefSeq and is a predicted model, not a curated record. The transcript has 2 exons.
AGUGCUUAUCAUAUUCUAUGCAUUCAGUUGUUAUUUUUGUGUUCUCAGAGUUCUGCAACACUCUGCUCUCGUGACCAGAGUUCUGCAUUGCUCCAGUUUAAACAACUCUUUUCUUUCAACAAUUACUCUUCAAUCGCUUGUGAUUUUUUCCAACCAUAUCCUCACUCUUAUCCAAAAAUGAUGUCUUGGAAAGAGGAUAAGGAUUGCUGCUUAUGGGAUGGUGUCACAUGUGAUUCUUUAACAGGCCAUGUGAUUGAUAUCGACCUUAGUUGUGCCCGACUUCAUGGAAGUUUUCCUUCAAACACCAGUCUUUUCCUUUUAAAUCAUUUGCAAAGGCUAAACUUAGCUUAUAAUGAUUUCAAUCUUUCUCAUAUUUCUCUUGAUUUUCAUCGUUUGUCUAGUUUGACACAUCUUAAUCUCUCGUGCUCAAACUUCUUUGGUCAAAUUCCUUCUGAAAUCACCCACUUGUCUAAAUUGAUUGUGCUUGAUGUUUCUCAAAAUUAUGAAUUUUCAAUUGAAACAAAUACCUUAAAGGGGUUAGUUCAAAAUUUGACCAAAUUAGCAGUACUUCAUCUUGAUUAUGUUAACAUGUCUACUGUAGUACCAAGUUGCUUAAUGAAUUUAUCUUUUUCUUUAUGUUUUUUGAGUCUUUCUUCUUGUGAAUUGCAAGGAAAUUUUCCAAAUAGCAUCUUCCACCUACCAAGUUUAAAAACCCUUAAUUUAGCAUACAAUUACAACUUGACAAGUGUUUUACCUAUGUUUAAUUGGAGUAGCCCCCUUGAAUUUUUGGAUGUGUCUUCCACAGCUUUUUCAGGAGAAUUACCAAGUUCUCUUGGAAAUCUCAAGUACUUGACACAUUUUGAUGCCUCAGACUGUGAUCUCUAUGGGGUAUUACCUGUCUCACUUGGAAACCUUUCAAACCUUAAUCAUUUGAGCCUUUCAUCUAACAAUUUUGGAGGUCAAGUUCCUAAUAUGAUUUUGAACAUGAGUCAUCUUUUUGAUUUAGACUUUUCAUUGAAUCAAUUAACUGGUCCAAUUCCUUCUCAUGUAAAUACAUUUGGAACUUUAGUUUAUAUUUCUUUAUAUAGUAAUUCUUUCAAUGGGUCUUUGCCAUCUUGGUUAUUCACACUACCUUCGUUACAAUUUGUGGACUUGAGUUUUAACGAAUUAACAGGCACUAUAAAUGAAUUUCAUAGUAAAUCAUUGGAAAGUCUUUAUUUAGAUGGCAAUCGAUUGCACGGAUCAGUUCCAAGUUCAAUGUUUGAACUUAUUAAUUUAACUACUCUCGUUCUUUCUUUGGACAAUUCGAGUGCUAUUGAUCUUCACUUGUUUUCAAAGCUUAAGAAACUUAGAGAGCUUGACUUUUCUCGAGUCAAUCUAUCUUUGAGCACCUCAUUCAAAGGUAACUUUUCUUUUCUACAACUCACCACGUUGAGAUUAUCUGCUUGUAACUUGAGAGAGUUCCCUGAUAUUUUACGAAAAUUAGAUCAAUUGCGUUGGCUAGACCUUUCUGAAAAUAGAAUCCAUGGCCGGAUUCCUAAGUGGAUGUGGAACAUUGGAAAGGAAAGUUUGCACUGGUUAAAUCUUUCCUACAACUUUCUUACAACCUUAGAUCACAUUCCAUGGAAAAAUCUUCAAUAUCUAGACCUUCGUUCUAACUCCAUUCAAGCACCAUUUCCAAUUGCACCUCCUUACUUAAAGUUUCUUUCAUUGUCAAACAACAAUUUGACAGGAGAAAUACCUCAGUUGUGCAAUAUGAGUAUAUUACAAGUUGUAGAUCUUUCAAAUAAUAACUUGAAUGGUACGAUUCCCGAAUGCAUGGUAAACUCCAGUAGUCUUCAUGUCUUGGAUGUACAAAAAAAUAGACUGCAUGGAGACAUUCCUAGAGCAUUCGCAACAGGCAAUAAUUUGAAGACACUUAACUUCAACGGUAAUGGACUUGAAGGGCCAAUCCCACAAAGUUUGGUUAAUUGUUCAAGGCUUGAAGUUUUAGAUCUUGGAAACAACAACAUAAAUGAUAGCUUCCCCUAUUGGUUGGGAGAUCUUCCCAAGUUGCAGGUUCUUGUUCUUCGUUUCAACAACUUUUACGGUUCUGAUUGGGGUUCUUCUAAAUUUAAUAGUGGUUUCUCAGUAUUGAGAAUUUUAGAUCUCUCACACAACAAUUUUAAUGGCUAUUUGUCAGUAAGGUUUUUUGAGAAUCUAAAAGCUAUGAUGAAUCUUGAUGAAGAAAAAAAGAAAUUGAAUUAUAUGGGUGAUUCAUAUUAUCAAGAUUCCCUGGAGAUGGUAGUUAAAGGUUUUGGAAUCCAUCUGGAGAAAAUUCUUACUACUUUUACUACCAUUGAUUUUUCAAACAAUUGCUUUCAUGGAGAAAUUCCAAGCUCAAUUGGAAAACUUCAUUCACUUCGACUCCUCAAUCUCUCUCAAAAUAGUCUAACUGGUCAUAUUCCAUCGUCAUUGGGAGACUUAAUUGCACUCGAAGCUUUAGAUCUAUCUUCAAACAAGCUUGUUGGAGUAAUUCCAAGGGAAUUGGUAAGUUUGACCUUUCUAGCAAAGUUAAACUUAUCAAAAAAUCAACUUGUGGGACCUAUUCCUCAAGCGAACCAAUUCAACACCUUUGAAAAUGAUUCAUACAUUGGAAACCCAGGAUUGUGUGGAUUUAUGUUGUCAAAAAAAUGUAAUAUUGAUGAGGCAACACAACCACAAUCAUCAAUAUUCCAUGGUGAAAAGCUCAAAAUUUCAGGAUGGUGUGAAUGGAAGUUUGUUAUGAUGGGAUAUGGAUGCGGACUACCCCUCGGCCUAUUUAUAGGAUAUCAAGUCCUCACAACAGGAAAAUUGCAGUGGCUUCUAAGGAUGAUUAAUAAAGGUACUAAGAGAUGUGAGAGGACUAGAAGACGUAAUAAGAAGACUAAGCAAAAGUUGGUCUCUUCAUAAGCAAUGCAGACACUUGCUUCUAGGUGACCAGGUAAGGUGUGAAGAUCAAUGUCAUAAAGGAUUGCCAAAUUUUAGGAUUCAUCAUUUGUAGUCAAAUAUAUAUAGCAUCUAAUAAUGUUGUGCCUCAAACAACUUGAAGAAAUUUCAAAUUUUCAUUGUACCAACUUCAAUACGCGGUUAUGAUUUUACUUUAGGAUUUUAUUGAUGUAUAUCAACCUUGUGAUGUGAAGAGAUGUAUUUUGUCUAUGAUGUAAUUAAAGUUUGUACUACUA